ACUAGAAUGUCAUCCGCCCCAACUUUAUCCAUCGCUUAUCCACUUCCCCAUCGCUCAUACUUUGCAAAAUCCAUCUUUGGAUUUGGCGGGUUUAAGAAGGAUUCAAAUUCUCCAUCUCAACAAUCAUCAUCAUCAUCUCAUUUAGCCAAUGAUCAAAUUUACUCUGAUGACCAAUAUUAUAGUCAAGAGACAAACCCCAGUCAAGAGAAUCAAUUUGGUAUUGAUUCCUUUGAUGCAAACGAUAAUCGAAAGAAGUUUUUACCUAAAGGAUUGGGUAAAAUCACCCCUACCACUGCAGUUUCAACCAACGGGAUGGUUUAUGGUACUACCUCAUCAAAUAUGAAUGAUGAAUCAAAUAAUCAAAUGGAAAAUUAUGAUUCUGAAAACUACUUGAACCAAACAUUUCAAAAAAAUCAACAACAAAGUCAACAAUAUCAAAAAUCCCAACCUUGUGUAUCACAAUUAUCUAAAAAUAAUCAUCAUUUACAACAACCUCAAUCAACAACUACUAGAACCACUAUAACUAAUGAUAAAUCUGGUCAGCCAAUUAUCAUCACCACCGAUGAAACCGGUCAGAAUUUGAACCACGACCUGAAAAACAGUGCUCAACCAAAGGGGAAAUUAAAAGUUUUAAUCAUCGAGGCCCGUGAUUUAUUGGUCAAUGAAACUUCUCAACCCUACGUUGUGUGUACUUUUGAAAGUUCCGAAUUUGUUACUAACGCUCCUAAUUCUUAUGGUAAAUCUCCAAAUAUUCAUAAUCAUAAUCAUAAUCAUCAAAAUAAUAAUCAUCAUAUAAACCUGCAUAAUAAAACUCAUAAUAACCAUGCAUUACCAGUUUUAAAUCAUGAUCAAAAAAGACCCACUAUGUUUCAAAGACAAUCUUCAACUCAACAUCUUAAUUUUAAUCAUCGCAAUAACAAUCAACUGAUGGAUACUUCAAGUGAUAGCUCUUCUAUUAAUAGUUCUCAUCCUUUAUGGAAUCAUGAAGCUACUUUUGACGUUGUGGGUUCAAAAUCAGAAUUAGAUAUUUCUGUUUAUGAUGCUGCUCAUGAUGAUGCCUUUUUAGGUCACGUAAGAAUUUUCCCUUCCACUAACCGUUCAACUUCCAAUAAACUAAUAAACGCUGAAUGGUAUCCUUUAAAAGCCAGAGUGAUUGGUGAACGUGUUUGUGGUUCUUUGAAAAUCGAAUGGCAAUAUGAUUCAACUGACAGUAAAAAACUGUAUGGCCCUGAUGAUUUUGAAAUUUUAAGAUUAUUAGGUAAAGGUACUUUUGGUCAAGUUUAUCAAGUUACUAAACGUGAUACUGAUCGUAUUUAUGCAAUGAAAAUUUUACUGAAAAAAUUAAUUGUUAAAAAGAAAGAAAUUGCUCAUACCAUUGGUGAACGUAAUAUUUUAGUUCGUACUUCUGCUGCUGCUUCUCCUUUUAUUGUUGGUUUAAAAUUUUCUUUCCAAACUCCAACUGAUUUAUAUUUAGUUACUGAUUAUAUGUCUGGUGGUGAACUUUUUUGGCAUUUACAAAAAGAAGGCAGAUUUCCUGAAGACCGUGCUAAGUUUUAUAUUGCUGAAUUGGUUUUAGCUUUAGAACAUUUACACGAUAAUGAUAUUGUUUAUCGUGAUUUAAAACCAGAAAAUAUCUUAUUAGAUGCAAAUGGUCACAUUGCCUUAUGUGAUUUUGGGUUAUCAAAGGCUAAUUUAAAUAAUGAUGGUACUACUAAUACUUUUUGUGGUACUACCGAAUAUUUAGCCCCAGAAGUUUUAUUAGAUGAAUCCGGCUAUACUAAAAUGGUUGAUUUUUGGUCUUUAGGUGUUUUAAUUUUUGAAAUGUGCUGUGGUUGGUCUCCAUUUUAUGCAGAAAAUACUCAACAAAUGUAUAAAAAUAUCGCUUUUGGUAAAGUUAGAUUUCCAAAAGAAGUUUUAAGUGCUGAAGGUAGAUCUUUUGUUAAAGGGUUAUUAAAUCGUAAUCCAAAGCAUAGAUUAGGUUCUAUUAACGAUGCUAGAGAAUUAAGAGCUCAUCCUUUCUUUCAAGAUAUCGAUUGGAAUUUAUUAAAAUCAAAAAGUAUUCCUCCUCCUUUCAAACCUCAUUUAGCUUCGGAAACUGAUACUUCAAAUUUCGAUCCUGAAUUCACUAAUGAAUCAACUUCUUUAAUGAAAAAACAAAUGGAAUUAGCCACUACUCCUUUAUCUCCAGGUAUUCAAGCAAACUUCAAAGGUUUUACCUACGUUGAUGAUUCUGCAAUGGAUGAUCAUUUCGGUAAAUCUUUACGUUACAAUACUUUUAAAAACCCCGGCUCCUUCAUUCCUGGUAAUCCUAAUUUACCUCCUGAUGAAGAUGUUAUAGAAGAUGGUCAAAUUGACGAAGAAGAUGAAAUGGAAAUUGACCAAGAUCAACACUUGGCGGAUGAAGAAUUCGUCAAUGGAAGGUUUGACUUAUAGAUAUUUGCAAUUUCAGUCUGUCUUUCUUUUUCUUUUUUUUUU
This is a messenger RNA of Hyphopichia burtonii NRRL Y-1933, 2475 nucleotides long. RefSeq names its product serine/threonine protein kinase (gene SCH9). Lineage: Eukaryota; Fungi; Ascomycota; Pichiomycetes; Serinales; Debaryomycetaceae. Gene Ontology annotation, biological process: protein phosphorylation. The record is from RefSeq and is a predicted model, not a curated record. Gene Ontology annotation, molecular function: protein serine/threonine kinase activity; ATP binding. Bases 7 to 2433 code for a protein of 808 amino acids. The transcript is spliced from 2 exons.